AUGUCAAUUAAAGCAAUCCACCUCGAGGUUGUUAGUGAUCUGACGUCCUACGGUUUUCUCGCAUCACUUAGACGUUUCGUUGCUAGAAGGGGGCUGCCAGAACACAUUUACUCGGACAAUGGAACCAAUUUCAUAGGUGCGAAUAGUCAAUUGAAAGAAAUGUACGCGUUGUUCAAUUCCGAAGAGCACAAAGACCACAUUAACAAAUUUGCUAGCGAACACCGCAUCGUUUGGCACUUCAUACCUCCGAUAGCUCCACACUUCGGUGGAUUGUGGGAGUCAACGGUGAAGCUUUUCAAGCAUCAUUUCAAACGCGUGGUAGGAGAUUCUUUAUUCACUUUCGAGGAAUUGAACACGUUUGUUAUCGAAGUUGAGGGUAUUCUAAACUCCAGGCCGAUCACUUCCUUAUCAUCUGAUCCGAAUGACAUGAUGGUGUUAACACCCGCUCAUUAUUUAAUUGGCAAGCCAUUAACGACCCUCCCGGAGGGAGAUUUAUUAUGUGUUCCAGUUAACCGGUUGUCUACCUGGCAACAUAUAUCGAAAGUACGACAAGAUUUUUGGGCACGUUGGUACCUCGAAUAUCUAAAUGAACUUCAAACACGCAGUAAAUGGAUCAAAGAUGGGCCGAAGUUAAACAUCGGGACUAUCGUGCUCAUCAAGGACAGGAAUCUACCGUGCACGCAAUGGUUAUUAGGCAGAAUCACGAAACUCCAUCCGGGUGAGGACGGAAUAGCUCGAACUGUCACCAUCAAAACGGCUGGCGGAGAAUUGAAAAGAGCUGCUAAGUAUCUGUGCCCAAUUCCGCUCGAACAAUAA
Temnothorax curvispinosus is the source of this 816-nucleotide messenger RNA. RefSeq lists its product as uncharacterized. Gene Ontology annotation, biological process: DNA integration. Lineage: Eukaryota; Metazoa; Arthropoda; Insecta; Hymenoptera; Formicidae. The transcript has a single exon. Bases 1 to 816 code for a protein of 271 amino acids. Gene Ontology annotation, molecular function: nucleic acid binding. The record is from RefSeq and is a predicted model, not a curated record.